Molecule: messenger RNA, 1981 nt
Organism: Beta vulgaris subsp. vulgaris (sugar beet)
Lineage: Eukaryota; Viridiplantae; Streptophyta; Magnoliopsida; Caryophyllales; Amaranthaceae
Product: leucine aminopeptidase 1
Exons: 10
Coding region: 60-1808 (582 amino acids)
Biological process (GO): proteolysis
Cellular component (GO): cytoplasm
Molecular function (GO): manganese ion binding; metalloaminopeptidase activity
Source: RefSeq, a predicted model, not a curated record
GGCAAUGUGGGUAAUUAAUUAAUACUAGUACUAGUAGAUAAACUGUGGUGCAUGACAAAAUGGCCGCCACCAUUGUAUCCAUUGCUUCAUCGGUUGCAUCGUCCUACUACUCUACCUUAGUUGCAUCGUCUUACUCUACCUUACUUAUAUCUAAGUUACGCCCUUUUCAAAUCCUUAGACUUUCUACUCCAUCUAAAAAACCUCUAUAUUUCUACGCAAAACCACGUAUGGCGCAUUCUCUUACUCGUGCUACUCUAGGACUCACUCAACCUGCUAAUGUUGAGCCUUUUAAGGUAUCUUUUGCUGUGAAAGAUAUUGAUGUGGUGGAAUGGAAAGGAGACCUGCUUGCAGUGGGGGUUACAGAGAAAGACAUGAGCAAGGAUGACAAUAUGAAGUUUGAGAAUUCUAUAUUGAAAAAGUUGGAUAACCAACUCGGUGGUUUAUUAGCGGAAGCGUCGGUUGAGGAGGAUUUUACUGGCAAGGCUGGACAAUCAACCAUUCUUAGGCUUCCUGGUUUAGGAUCAAAGAGGAUAGGAUUGAUUGGGCUUGGUUCUAAGCAGCCUUCUCUUUUAGCAUACCGUGGUCUAGGUGAAGCUGUUGCCACGGCUGCAAAGACUGCUCAAGCUAGUGAUAUUGCAGUGUUCCUUGCUUCUUCUGAAGGGCUUUCAGCAGAGCUGAAGCUAAGCACUGUUUCAGCCAUUGCAUCUGGUACCAUCCUUGCAAUGCAUGAAGAUAACAGGUUUAAAUCUGAGUCAAAGAAACCACACCUCAAAUCUUUGGAUAUUAUUGGUCUUGGAACUGGGGCUGAUUUAGAGAAAAAGCUCAAAUCUGUUGAAGAUACUUGUUCUGGAAUUAUUUUUGGAAGAGAGCUGGUUAAUGCACCUGCUAAUGUUCUUACCCCUGGAGUACUUGCUGAAGAGGCUUCCAAGAUCGCUUCAGCGUACAGUGAUGUCCUAUCAGCAAAGAUUCUCAGUUUAGAGCAAUGUGAGGAACUGAAGAUGGGAUCCUACCUUGCAGUUGCUGCGGCUUCUGCAAAUCCACCCCAUUUUAUCCAUUUAUGCUACAAACCUCUUAGUGGACCAGUUACUGCCAAAUUAGCGCUUGUUGGGAAAGGAUUGACAUUUGACAGCGGGGGCUACAAUAUUAAAACUGGACCAGGUUGUUCGAUUGAGCUAAUGAAGUUUGAUAUGGGUGGUUCAGCAGCAGUUUUAGGUGCAGCAAAAGCCAUUGGUCAAAUCAAACCUGCUGGAGUUGAGGUUCAUUUCAUUGUUGCCGCCUGUGAAAACAUGAUUAGUGGGACUGGUAUGCGGCCUGGGGAUGUAGUCACUGCUUCCAAUGGAAAGACUAUAGAGGUCAACAAUACGGAUGCGGAAGGCAGGCUUACUCUUGCGGAUGCUUUGGUGUAUGCUUGCAAUCAGGGUGUUGAUAAGAUCAUUGAUCUUGCAACAUUAACUGGAGCUUGUGUUGUUGCUUUGGGACCUUCCAUAGCAGGUGUCUUUACACCCGAUGAUGCACUUGCCAAAGAGUUGUUUGCUGCUUCAGAAGCCACUGGAGAAAAAUUUUGGAGGAUGCCAUUAGAAGAUAACUAUUGGGAGUCCAUGAAAUCAGGAGUGGCUGAUAUGGUCAACACAGGGGGUCGCCAAGGUGGUGCGAUUACUGCAGCUCUGUUUUUGAAACAGUUUGUGGAUGAAAAGGUUCAGUGGAUGCAUAUAGAUAUGGCCGGUCCAGUUUGGAACGAAAAGAAACGUUCAGCAACAGGAUUUGGUGUAUCAACAUUGGUGGAGUGGGUUCUUAAAAAUUCAUCAUAGUUUUUGGUUUUUUAUCAUGAUUGAUAUUACAGUGUGACUAGGAUGAUGAUUCGGAAAAUAAUACAGUUUCAGUCAGAAAAAUUACUUUCAGCUGAGUAGUUUUUCAAAUUUUUACACAGUUAUACACAGAGAUAUGAAGUUGGCUCUAAUGCGGUAUUUUUGACUUGUUUUCA